Molecule: messenger RNA, 2689 nt
Organism: Hyaena hyaena (striped hyena)
Lineage: Eukaryota; Metazoa; Chordata; Mammalia; Carnivora; Hyaenidae
Product: suppressor of SWI4 1 homolog
Exons: 13
Biological process (GO): G protein-coupled receptor signaling pathway; ribosomal large subunit assembly; rRNA processing
Cellular component (GO): preribosome, large subunit precursor; membrane
Molecular function (GO): G protein-coupled receptor activity; rRNA binding
Source: RefSeq, a predicted model, not a curated record
AGCACCCGGCAUAAGGGUCCUAGCGGAGGAGUCGGCGGCAUGGGGCAGUCCGGGCGGUCCAAGCACCAGAAGCGCGCGCGCGCCCAGGCGCAGCUCCGCAACCUCGAGGCCUAUGCCGCGCAGCCGCACUCGUUCGUGUUCGCGCGCGGCCGCGCGGGUCGCGGCGUCCGGCAGCUCAGCCUGGACCUUCGUCGGGUCAUGGAGCCCCUCACCGCCACCCGCCUGCAGAUACGAAAGAAAAACACCCUGAAGGAUUGUGUGGCAGUGGCUGGGCCGCUUGGGGUCACACACUUCCUGAUUUUGAGUAAAACGGAGACAAACAUCUACUUUAAGCUGAUGCGCCUCCCAGGAGGCCCCACCUUGACCUUCCGGAUCAAUAAGUACACACUAGUGCGCGACGUGGUGUCCUCCUUGCGCCGACACCGCAUGCACGAGCAGCAGUUUGCCCACCCGCCCCUGCUGGUGCUCAACAGCUUCGGCCCCUAUGGCAUGCAAGUGAAGCUCAUGGCCACCAUGUUCCAGAACCUGUUCCCCUCCAUCAAUGUGCACAAGGUGAACCUAAACACCAUCAAGCGCUGCCUUCUCAUCAACUACAAUCCUGACUCCCAGGAGCUAGAUUUCCGUCAUUAUAGCAUCAAAGUCGUUCCUGUGGGCGCGAGUCGUGGAAUGAAGAAGCUUCUACAGGAGAAGUUCCCCAACAUGAGCCGUCUACAAGACAUCAGCGAGCUGCUAGCCACGGGCGCUGGGCUGUCCGAGAGUGAGGCAGAGCCCGAUGGGGAGCACAACAUCACCGAGCUGCCCCAGGCCGUCGCGGGCCGCGGCAACAUGCGGGCCCAGCAGAGCGCUGUGCGGCUCACGGAGAUUGGGCCUCGGAUGACGCUGCAGCUCAUCAAAAUCCAGGAGGGUGUUGGGGAGGGGAACGUGCUGUUCCACAGUUUCGUGCACAAGACCGAGGAGGAGCUACAGGCCAUCCUGGCAGCCAAGGAGGAGAAGCUACAGCUCAAGGCCCAGAGGCAGGCCCAGCAGGCCCAGAAUGUCCAGCGCAAGCGGGAGCAGCGGGAGGCACACAGGAAGAAGAGCCUGGCAGGCAUAAAGCGGGCACGGGCAGAGGCCAGUGGGGAUAGUGAUGCUGAGGACCCCGGUGCCCCCCCUGAGACGGAGGGUUCUGGCCAGCGAGAGGAAGAGGAGGAUGAAGCCGAGUAUUUCCGCCAGGCAGUGGGAGAGGAGCCUGAUGAGGACAUGUUCCCGAAGGCAGCCAAACAAAGACGGCCUGCUGGGCCCCUGGGCAAGAAGCAGCGAGGAAGGGAGCAGAGGCCAGAUCGCAGUGUCACACCCUGCCCAGCCAACUUCUCAGCGGCUGCCAACCGCAUCCUCAGCCGUUUCCAGGAAGACUUUCUGUGGCCCGUGCUGGCGGCUGAGUUCCUGGUGGCCACAGCCAGCAACGGCUUCGCCUUAUACCGCUUUGGCACCCGGGAGCGGCGCCCGUGGCGCCCGGCCGUGGUCUUCUCGGCGCAGCUGGCCGUCAGCGACCUGCUCUACGCCCUGACGCUGCUGCCGCUGGCCGCCUACCUCUACCCGCCCAAAAACUGGCAGUACGGGGAACUCGCGUGCCGCCUGGAGCGCUUCCUCUUCACCUGCAACUUGCUGGGCAGCGUCCUCUUCAUCACCUGCAUCAGCCUGAACCGCUACCUGAGCGUCGUCCACCCCUUCUUCACCCGCAGCAGCCUGCAUGCCUGGCACGCCUGGGCGGUCAGCGCUGCCGGCUGGGUGUUGGCCGCCCUGCUGGCCGCGCCCACGCUCAGCUUCUCCCGCCUGAAGGGGCCGCAGGAGGAAGGCAACUGCUCCGUGACCAGGCCGGAGGCCUGCACCAAGUGCCUGGGGACAACAGACCACCAGCUCGAGGCCUACAGGGUGUACAGCCUGGUGCUGGCCACCGUGGGCUGCGGCCUGCCGCUGCUGCUCGCCCUGGCGGCGUACGGCGCCCUUGGGUGGGCCGUGCUGCACAGCCACGGCACGACGGCGGCCGAGAAGCUGCGGGUGGCAGUGCUGGUGGCCAGUGGCCUGGCCCUCUACGCCGGCUCCUACGUGCCCUACUCCGUGACGCUGGUGCUCAACGUGUACGCCCGGCAGCGCUGGAGAGCCCGCUGCCCGGACUUUGCGGACUUGGCCGAGGCCAAAGCCGCGCUGGAUCAGAGGACCUACGUGAGCCACCAGGUCAUGCGGGGCCUCAUGCCCUUGGCCAUCUGCAUCCACCCUCUGCUGUACAUGGCGGUGGCACCCAGCCUAGACUGCCGCCUAGGUCCGGGGAGCUGCAGGGAGAGCCAACGCCCUGAGGACCCUGGGAGCUCUGGCCAAGUCCUGCCCCUCAGUGACGCAGGCACCCCCAAAACCUCAGGGCCCUAGGCCCCAGAGCUGAUGACCCGGCCUAUUUUGAGCCGCUGCCCCCUGCACUGGAAUCCAGCAGCAGGAUGGGAGGCCAAGAGCACGGAAGGCCACUGGCCCUGAACCACCAACUGGCCCUGAGCCACUGCCGCCUCCGUGCUCUACAGAAAGACCUGACUGGGGACCGGCAAGUGGCCAGGGAGGACAGGCAUUUCUGCCCCGAAGCACUGGUUCUGGAGAGGGCUGGCCCCGCUAGCCGCAAAGCAGAUGACUAAACAAGGUGAAUAAACAAGACAGCAUGUGACAA